AACUUCCUUUCGAGCUUUUCGUUUAACUAACUACAUUCAAAUUUAUACUUCGACGUCAAAUGAGUGAUACUUUUUUUUUUUAUUUAUGAAAUAUUUGAAGUAACAAGUUAAUUGUAACUUUCUAUAUUAUCGUAAAAAUGGUAUAUAUUUUUCUUAUGCGAAUUGAAGUUUGAUUAAAAAAUUAUUGGAAAUCGCAAACUACUUCGCAGUACAGUUAAUUGAGAAAUAUACAAUUGUGUCUUAAAAUAAUUUUUUUCAUUUCUUUUUCUACCAUAAAAGAUCAGGAUAAUUAUUUUUAAAGUUAAUUAUGCGUUACAAUCAAAUUAGAGUUUUUUUAUUUGAUUAUCUUAUGAUUUUACUCCUCUCAGUAUUAUUGAUCUCAGGAAACGAGGGUACAUAUAUCGGAAGAUUUAUGAACUAAUAAUUAACAAUGCUAAUUAAUACAAAUGAUUUGAUGAUCAUAUCCUUUUUUAUAUUUUUUAGUACAUGAUACCGAAGAAGUAGAUUUAUCCAAAUGUAAACUUACACAGCUCGGAACAGAAUAUCGAGGUUCAAAAAUGGUAACCAGUAGUAAUGUUCGUUGUCAAUAUUGGCAGACAGAUCAGCCACUUCACAAGAUUUCCCAGAAAAAUCAAUGAAAGCUGCGAAAAAUUAUUGUCGAAAUCCCACUAAAGAUCCUCGAGGUCCUUGGUGUUAUACGUUAGAUCCUACUCUUAUAGACGAUGAAUGUGAUAUACCACUUUGUAAUUUUGGUGAUUGCAGAAUUUCUGGUACAGGGGCUGAAUAUGCCGGAGAUCGUAAAAUUAGUUCUUCGGGUAAAAAAUGUACAUCAUGGGCAGGAAAACAUAAAGUUUCUAAUAAUAAGAGUCCAGCAUUUGCUAAAAAAAACUUUCCAGAUGCAUCAUUGAAAAAAGCUAAUCGUUUUUGUAGAAAUCCUGAUGAUAAUAUUGGCGGUCCAUGGUGUUACGUACAUGAUGAAACUUAUGAAACAAUUGAAAAAGAAUAUUGUGAUAUUCCAUUUUGCGAUGACAGAGACUGUUUAGUAUAUGUCAGAAAUACAUCAAGAUAUUCUACUUUGACAACUUUAAACUCUACCAUUGCUAGUAUUAAAUUUUGGAUUAAAUUAUGGAAUCCAAAUGAUGAAUAUAAUGGAGAAUUUAAGAUUUUAUUAAGUCUUCUUCCAAUUCCUACAUUUGCAAGUAAAAUUGCUGAAGAUUGGCAUGUAGGAGUUGAGUUAAUGUUUUCAAAUCUUGGUUCUGGUCAAACAUAUCCUGAUACUGAUAUGGAUGAUUAUGAAAAUACACCAAGUAUUUUACUCGGUUCAAAAUGGACUGGUAUAUGGCUUACAUGGGCAGGAGGUUUCAUAUCAAUGGGAAUGUAUGGUACAUCUAAACCGUUCUUUGUUGGGGAGUAUAAAAAAAAAGAUACUAUCUCAGGACUCUAUUACGAUUUUUUGUCAUAUUAUGGGAUCAUGGGUACAAACGUCCUAUGGAGUACAGAGUUCUGUCAGAGUGAUUGUGAAACUCAUGUAACCGUUGGAACAGAAUUCACAAAUGUUUGGCCAAUGCAAAAAUCUAAUAAUACUUAUGAUAUUCAUUUUUAUGUGCGGGCAAAUCGCCAUAUUGCUAUACAAAUGUAUCAAAACCCUAUUAAUAUUUAUCCAUGUUUUACUAUAAUCAUUGAUAAUGUUACAUCAUUAAUAUAUCAACAAAGCAAAUUUUCAAUGAAGCAAUAUUUGAAACAAGUUUCGAGUAAAGGAUUAUUAAAUUUCUGGAUGUGGAAAAAAUUUACUAUUAGUAUUUUAGGUCCGCAUUUACGGCUAUUUUAUGAACAAACAUAUGGCGAUGAAGAAUUCUUAUAUGUACAUUAUGAUCUUUUUGAUACAUUGAGAUGGUUCAGUAUAGGAACUGAAUAUAAUGUAGCUUAUUGGACACUUUUUUGUAUACCAGAUGCAGAAACACAUGCGAUAGAAGAUCCAUGGCCACCUAAUUGUAUAUCUGAUCUUAUGGAUUAUGCUUAUAAAGGUGAUCAAUGGUUCAGUGUAAAUGAGAUACCUUGUAUACCAUGGAUUUCAAAAGAAGUAUGGAAUAUAUAUACUAUUUAUAUACCGGAAGAAGACAAAAUUGAUAGUAAGUUUAUCGACGGCUCUGCUUUAAGAGCACUUAAUAAAUGCAGGAAUCCCGGUCAUAGUCCAGAGGGUCCUUAUUGUUAUAUAAUGACUGAUCGAAAUACUUUAAGUAUAUCAAAGCAAUAUUGUCCAGUACGAAAAUGUCAAUCUUCAGAAUGUAAAAUGGCUGGUACAGCAAAUGAUUAUAUAGGAACUUUAUCAACAACACGUUCAGGUAGAACUUGUGCUAAAUGGAUAGCUGAUUACGAGCUUGUAGAAACGAAAGUAUAUGCACCUGAGACUACUACACAAGGACAUCUUAUGGAAUUACCAAGACGUUAUGUGACACAAGAAGAGUUACCUUUGAGAAUAUCCCCGCAAAAAAAACCAACGCUUAUCCAUGUUUUAAGACCAAAAGAUUCAAUUAAUCGAACAUUGUUCAAUGACAGUUUAUAUGCAGAACAUAGUGCAAAAAAUGCUAGUAAUUAUUGUAGAAAUCCAUCUCGUAAUAUCGCUGGCACAUGGUGUUAUACAACAGAUCCUCUUGUACCACAAGAUCUUUGUGAUGUCAGAGAUUGCGAAAUGUUAGAAGAAUGUAUAUUCCUUGUUCAUGGACAUGGUAUUGGUAGACGUUUAUAUGUUUUUCCUGAAUAUCGUUCUGAGGGUCUACAUUUUUCUCUGAAAGCUUGGGAACCUGAUCAAUUAGAUUCCAUAACAAUUGUUUUCACUGCAGAUGAUGGUUUUAAAUCACGAUAUAUUCUUAAAAUUGGUGCUUUGGAUAAUGAAAAAAUACUAUUAUAUUAUCAGUCUGAAAGCCAAGCUAUUAACUUAGUUAAGAAGAAAACAUUGCCACAUUUAUUGUAUUUUGGAAAAUGGAGCAAUUUUGUUAUUCGUAUACCACGAGGAAGUAUUUUGCUUUAUUAUGAAGGAUCAUCAAAUCCUUUAUUUGAAUGGAAGCAUCCAGAACCAUCACAAGUAUUUUUACCUGUUUAUUAUUAUUAUAAUAGUGAACAAAAACAUGCUGUAGGCGUUGCCUUUGAUUGCAAUUCCAGAUGUCAAAUAGAAAAGACAGAAACUAACGAACAUACAAGAAUAUUGCCAUUUUCAAUAUGGAAUAAAAAAAAAAUGUCAAAUAUUAAUACAUUAACACUUAUGAUACGUGCUAAAGGUGUUGUUACACUUCCAUUAUUUUUAUUUCCUGCAACACUUAGCUAUUACUCCUUAUCUCUCUUUGAAUCUGGACCAUGGAUAUUCUUUCAAGAGAAUAAUUAUCCCAUUGUCAAAAUAUUUCAUAAGCAAUUAAUUUCAAAUCCAUUAUUUACAACAAAUUCAUGGACAAAUAUAACUAUAAGAUGGUUAAAAAAUAUUAUUGAAUUAUUGUGUAAUGAUACAUUGAUAUUUCAUUAUGAACAUAGCAGCCCUCUGCUGUUUUAUUUUUUUUCACUCACUGUUAAUAAUAAUGGAUGGGCUAUUUGGUCUGCAAAUUGCGUACCAACUGAUAUAGAUGGACCUGCUAUUGAUGGUGGCUGGUCUGAAUGGGGUCCGUGGGCAUGUAGUGCUAGUUGCAAUGGCGGUGUUGGAACAAGAACACGUUUAUGCAAUUCUCCAGAACCUAAUAUUAGAGGAGAACCAUGUAUUGGUCCUAAUAGUAUGACAGGGCGUUGCAAUUUGAUUAAAUGUGGAGAUUUAACAGAAGAUACAAUUAUUUUAAUACAAAGAAGAAUUAAAAGAAAUCAUACUUCUUUAAUUAUUAAAGAAUAUGGAACUGUUGUAAUUCUAUCAGAUCAUGAUAUUAUUCAAUUAAUAUCAAAUACAUCUGUAGAUCUUGAGAUACAAUGGUCGCAUAAUGGAAUUUUUAUUAAGGAAAAUAAUAGAAUUAAGAUAAAAGACUUUAAUGUUGGUAUGUUCACUUUUUGUAGAAUCUAUAGUGUUGGUAGAUGGAAGCAUUAUGAAUAUAUUGUUUCAGUAAUAAACAGAGCUCUACUGAUUGAUUCUGGUAUUUAUACAAUCACUUUACGUAGAGUUGAUCAGUCAUAUCUAAUAUUGAAAGUUGUUGCUUUAGCCGUUAUACCAAAUACAGAAAGUAUUACUAUACGUGAAACUUUACCUUUAUCUGUAAUUUGUAAUUGUCUUAUUUUGGGUUAUGUAUAUUCUGAUCUCAAGAUAUCUUGGGAAAUAAAUGAAAAUAUUUGGAAAGAUUAUGGUAUUACAUUACCUAUUGCUGUAAAUAUCGAUUAUGUCAAAGCAAUAAAUAAGUCACACGAAGGAAUGUGGAAAUGCAUUGUAGAGCAGACUGAUUUAAAUUUUAAAUGGAUAACUAAUAUAAUUGUUGUUAAAGUUAUUGGUUCACCAAAUUGGCGUACUUACUUAAUGGAAGAUAAAUUGACCAGUCCUAUAUUUGGUUGGAUGCCCAGUGAAAAGUUUGUUGCAGUUUCUGCAUUAAUAAUCUUUUUAGUAUUAAUUGGUUGUAUAAUCAUAGGCUCAAUUUUUUUAAUAAGGCUUCAAGAAAGUCGAAAGAUAAAAGUUCAAACUUCAAAACAAAAGAAAAAUAAACAAUGAAAAUAAAAACAAAUAAUAAAUACAAACAAUCAAUAGAUCCCAACUAAGAAUAAUC
Molecule: messenger RNA, 4721 nt
Organism: Vespula pensylvanica (western yellowjacket)
Lineage: Eukaryota; Metazoa; Arthropoda; Insecta; Hymenoptera; Vespidae
Exons: 22
Coding region: 635-4666 (1343 amino acids)
Source: RefSeq, a predicted model, not a curated record